UUUAUAUUUUAACAGAUUACUUAUCGCUUCUCUGAUGAGAUUCCUUUUCUUCCCUAUGUAAAUUAGAGAUGGGUAAGUCGAACCAUUUCUCCAAAAUAAUGGGCGCCCAGCCGAUGAGAGCAUGUCAUAGAACCUUCAACAUGACGCAAUCUUCCGACAACGGCGGCAAGCAGACCUUCCCCCUUCCAGCGGAGCAGUUCAGGCCCCUUCAGUCCAUAUUCCGUCGGCGGCUGCUCAACGGAAUCGGUGCCGCUUCUCUACUGGCCGUCGGCGCCAAUCUGGGGGGCGUAUCGAGCUUCCUACUGAGCUUCUCGCCGGAGGCUUCUCGGAGCCUCAAGCUCGACGCGCUUUAUCCGAUCGGCGGCUACAGCCGUUACAUAGAUACGAAUGAGGGAUUUGGGUUAUUGAUUUGGUGGAACAGAAUUUGUGUAUCCGGAGAGUUGGUUAGGGGAUCAGACGGUGCUGUACAGAGCAGCUGGAAAGGCGGAGAAGCCGGUGGAUGCUCCGCCUCUGGAUGGUGGUGGUCGGCGGCGGAGGAGGGUGAAUGAGCCAGUGGUAGCUUUCGGUCCGCCGGGGUCCACGGGAGAGCUGAAUGUCAGCGUGAUUGUAUCGACCGUCCCCAUCGACUUCUCGAGUAUGCUAUCCAAGUCUAAAAAUGUUCAUCAAGAACGAUCCAGCCUUUACAAUAUAGCAAAUUCAACUGUAAAUCUGAGCCAUGGUGGAAUAAUACGGGCUAUGGUUCAUUUUCCCAUACGUUAAUGCGUGGAAAUGGGUCUGACUCGUCAUCCCUUGAACAAUCUGUGGAUGCUCAUUCCCUGUCUGAUGGUGGAGUUAAUGAGGAAGAUAAUACUCAGAAAAAAUCACCCAACGCUAAUCGACUCCACUCAGAUAGAAUCUAUAGGCCGGAGGAUUCGAAUCUCCAGCAAGUUGAGCAAUCCUUAAAUCCAGGACCUGUUGGAAGCCUCACAGCCAGCACAACUCGAACUUGUUGGCCACUCAAUUGUACGUAUAUUGUUAUGAGAAAUGAAAACACUGCCUGCGCUUCAAAUCCUUACGAUCCAUAUUAUGGGAGAAUGCUGGCAGCUUAUGGCCAACCUAUGGUCUCUCAGUUGUAUGAUUUGCAUCAAGUGAGGAUGCCACUGCCUCUAGAAGUGGCACAGGAGCCAGUUUACCCAUAUCUCCAUGAAUCCCGACACCAGCAUGCCAUGAGAAGGGCAAGAGGCUCAGGUGGCCGUUUUGCAAAGAAAUCUGAUGGAGACACUUCUAAGGCCUCAGAAAACACCAAAUCCAUUGACACAUCAAGAUCAGAGCCUAUACAGGGCAACGCCGAAUCUCGGUCUGGAUUGUGGAAAUCUCUCCCUCAAUCCCCGUAUAUCCUAUCCGCCCUUGCACUCAAGCCGGAAAAUAGUCGAUUGCGACCGGAUGCGACUCUAAUUGGCGGCAAGCCCGUUAAGUUUGUCGGGCCUCGGCCUUGA
Messenger RNA from Striga asiatica, 1475 nucleotides. The record is from the annotation of a GenBank genome assembly. NCBI's taxonomy places the organism in Eukaryota, Viridiplantae, Streptophyta, Magnoliopsida, Lamiales, Orobanchaceae.